Messenger RNA from Hippoglossus stenolepis (Pacific halibut), 3814 nucleotides. RefSeq names its product cadherin 7a (gene cdh7a). Gene Ontology annotation, cellular component: adherens junction; catenin complex; plasma membrane. Gene Ontology annotation, molecular function: cadherin binding; calcium ion binding. The transcript is spliced from 12 exons. Bases 603 to 3005 code for a protein of 800 amino acids. Lineage: Eukaryota; Metazoa; Chordata; Actinopteri; Pleuronectiformes; Pleuronectidae. The record is from RefSeq and is a predicted model, not a curated record. Gene Ontology annotation, biological process: multicellular organism development; calcium-dependent cell-cell adhesion; cell morphogenesis.
GAGAGAGAGAGAGUCUGACUUGCCACAUCCCAGCCAAGGGUGAAGCAUUUUUACGCGCGAUCCAGUGGCCGCUCUCCCGCAGCUCCGCUCCGCCAUCAGGACUAAUUUCAUCAAGAAAAAACUUUCAAACUCUUUAUUCUCACACGAGCUGCUUUUCUGCGAUUUGGUGCGUGGGGGGGAAAAAGGCUCAACUUUUGCGACGCCAGACACCAUCUGGUGAAGUUAUUCCAUCUUCCUCCUGGUGCCAAUUAUCCAGCCUCUGGGUUGAAGCCUCCCUGCUCGCCAUUGACCCUGUUAGCCAGCUUUAAUGUCAACUCCUUGGCUCCAAAGUGGAGGGAAUUACCCCACUUUUAGUCUCCAAUGAGGAAAAGAGAGGAGCAACACAGCAAAAUGCAGAGCUUGACUCUUCUUCAACCCAUUUGCUCUUUCCAGUGUCUGACUCCUGCUGCUUUCUGGUGAAAUACAGGGUCGGGACUGUGUGGAUAAAACCCUGAGGGUUUUGACAUUUCAGCUUUUCUGCCCUUUUUUGUUGUUGUUGUUGUAUUUUUUUUUUUCAUCUCUUGCUCCCCUUCUGGCCUCAGUGCUUUUUGGAGGCGGCCCAGAUGAUGGGGUGGUGUAGCUCAGGCAUAUGCAGAGCCCUGGCUCUCCUGGCACUCCUGCUCCCCUUGCGGCAGAGGGGCUGCUGGGGGCUGGAUCCCAGCUCUGGGGACCUGGAGAAGUCCCCGCACUCUGAUCCAGACCCCUGGGAGGUCCUGCACAGGGACAAGCGCAGCUGGGUGUGGAACCAGUUCUUCGUAUUGGAGGAGUUCACAGGGAAUGAACCACUCUACGUUGGCAAGCUGCACUCGGAUGUGGACAAAGGAGACAGCAAAGUGAAGUACGUGUUAUCCGGCGAGGGAGCCGCCUCCAUCUUCACCAUCGACGAGAACACGGGAGACAUCCAUGCCACAAAGCGGCUCGAUCGGGAGGCCCAGGCCUACUACACCCUCCAAGCUCAGGCUGUGGAUCGAAUCACUAAUAUACCCGUGGAACCGAGGUCUGAAUUCGUGGUCAAGGUCCAGGACAUCAACGACAACGAGCCGAAGUUCCUGGAUGGACCGUACUUGGCAGGAGUACCUGAGAUGUCACCCUUAGGAACCAUGGUGGUGCAAGUGGCAGCCACAGAUGCAGAUGACCCGACGUACGGGAACAGCGCCAGGGUGGUGUACAGCAUCGUCCACGGACAGCCCUACUUCUCCGUGGAGCCCAAAACAGGGGUCAUCAGAACAGCUCUGCCCAACAUGGACCGGGAGACGAGGGACCAGUACGUGCUCGUCAUCCAGGCCAAAGACAUGGUCGGCCAGAUGGGAGGCCUCUCCGGCACGACCUCCGUCACCGUCACGCUCACAGACGUCAACGACAACCCGCCUCGCUUCACUCACAAGAGCUAUCAGUACUCGGUGCCGGAGUCACUGCCGGUGCAAUCUGUGGUGGCGAGGAUCAAGGCGGCGGACGCGGACAUAGGCUCCAACGCCGAGAUGGACUACCGGAUCAUGGACGGAGACGGGCCCGGCACGUUCAACAUAACAACAGACGACGACACACAGGACGGGGUGAUCGUCCUGCUAAAGCCUCUGGACUACGAGACGAAGAGCAGCUUCUCUCUGAGAGUCGAAGCCACGAACAGGAACAUUGACUCCAACUUCUUGACCUCGGGCCCGUUCAGCGACACCACAUCGGUCAAAGUGACGGUGGAGGACGUGAACGAGCCGCCCGUCUUCUCCUCGCCGCUCAGCAAGAUGGUCAUUUCGGAGGACGCCAAAGUGGGCACCUCAAUCGGGAGGGUGUCCGCCCACGAUCCAGACACCUCCAACAGCGCCAUCAGGUACUCCAUCGACAGGAACACGGACUUGGAGCGCUUCUUCAACGUGGACGCCCUGAGUGGGAUCAUCAGCACGGCCAAGCCCCUGGACCGCGAGGCCAACUCGGUCCACAACCUCACCAUCUUCGCCAUUGAGAGUCAGGACCCGACCCAAAUCGGAAAAGGCCUCACUCUCAUCACAGUCAUGGACAUAAAUGAUAACGCACCGGUCUUUGCCAUCGACUAUGAAACCAUCCUCUGUGAAAACGCGAUGCCAGGACAGGUGAUCCAGACCAUCAGUGCGGUGGAUAAGGACGAACCUCUGAGCGGACACCGCUUCUACUUCGCCCUCGCUGCACCUGUUGCCGGAAACCUCAACUUCACUCUGCGAGAUAACAAAGACAACACGGCGUCCGUCCUGACGAAGCGAGCAGGCUUCAGGAGGCGGGAGCAGGCCGUCUAUCGGCUGCCCGUGCUGAUCGUGGACAGCGGCAGCCCCGCCCUCAGCAGCACCAACACGCUCUCGGUGCGGGUGUGCGACUGCGACUCUGACGGCGUGGCCCUGUCCUGUGGAGCUGUGGCGUACACGGCGACUGGCCUGAGCACCGGCGCCCUCCUGGCUAUUUUAGGCUGCAUCAUCACACUGCUGGUCAUGGUCCUGCUCAUUGUGACGAUGCGUCGGAGGAAGAAGGAGCCUCUGAUCCUCGAGGAGGAGCGGGACAUCAGGGAGAACAUCGUCCGCUACGACGACGAGGGCGGCGGGGAGGAGGACACGGAGGCCUUCGACAUGGUCACCCUGCGGAACCUGAACGUCAUCAGGGACCCCAGUGUACGGAGAGACGUCACGCCGGACACACCGACCUUCUUCCAUUACUCAUCAGCCUCUCGCCCGUCCUAUAAAUCCCUGCCAGACAAUGUGGUGUUCCGAGAGUUUAUCUGGGAGCGGCUCAAGGAUGCUGACGUGGACCCGUCGGCUCCCCCGUACGACUCCCUGCAGACAUAUGCUUUUGAAGGCAGCGGCUCGGUAGCGGAGUCACUGAGCUCGCUGGAGUCACUAAGUACAGACUCAGACCAGAACUAUGACUAUCUCAGCAACUGGGGGCCGCGCUUCAAAAAGCUGGCCGACCUGUACGGCAACAGCGACGGCACCAGUGUCUUCUCAUAGCCCCUAAAUGUCUCUCUUAACAUUCAAAUAAGAGUAAUUUAUCGUCGGAGAAAAUAUUUGUCUGCCUUAGCGCGCCGGAGGAAAAGAUUCAAAGACAAAACAGAGAGAGAGAGAGAGACUGAGAGGUCAACACUUCAAAGGUUUUGGGUUUGUUUACCUCCCUCCACGGACUUUGAGGAGUGUGCCAUGGUGCGGUUUGACACAGACUUCAAAAGUGGAAACGUUGUGUGCAAAGAGACAUUCAAGGUUUCAGGUUUUGGGCUGGAGUCCAACCACUGACUGCAGAAUGCAUACAUGUUGGAGUAUUUAUACGAGGAGGCAGCAGUCCUGUCAUUCCAGCGAUGGGCACGGGGCCCAGCACUCUUGCUUUGAUGCAUUCCUUUGCUAUCUUUGUGCUUAAAAAAAAGAAAGAAAAACAUAGAAGUUUCUCGUGAAAUGUCCCCGGCGACUCAUCGCGAGUCACUUGACUGUUCAUUAUGAUAUUUCACAAUGAUUUCUAUGUUUUUUUAACUUCUGUUUGUGUUGGGGCAGGGUGUCGAGGGGCUGUUUUCACUCACAUUACUCACGGACUCAGUCACACCUCUGUAUGAAAAGUGCAACAUAAAGUAUAAACCAGUAGUAGAUGUGCUAACGAAGUGAUGUGAAGACAGACGUUGUGCAAAUAAUAAAAAGAAGGAGACUCUUUGUUCGGAUCGAUGUCUCCGCUGGGUGAAACAGGAAAGCGUAUGAUUUCUCUUAUUCUCCUAACAAUACAUUUUGCAGAUAUUGCAAUGUAGUGUUUGUCUAGAGUCUGUUUUUUCUUCUUCCUA